AUGCAUUCGACUCGCCAUGUUUUGCGUCAACGGGCGGUCUUCGUCACGGGUGUGAGGACGCCGUUUGUCAAGUCCUUUGGUGCUCUGAUGAAGGCAGACACCCUGCAGCUGGCCAGCGCCUCCGUAGCUGGACUUCUCAACAAGACGUCGUUGGAUCCCAAUGAAAUUGAUCACAUCGUGUGGGGAAACGUUGUGCUUCAAGGAAACGCACACAACUGCGCACGUGAGAUAGUGAUUGAUCUUAACUUGCCGAAGAAAAUCACCGGGAAUCUCACAAGUAUGGCAUGUGCGAGUGGGCUCAGCUCGCUCGCACAGGCAUGCAUGCUGGUCGAGGGUGGGCAUGCUGAUGUUGUCAUUGCCGGUGGCAGCGACAGCGUCAGCAACGCAGAGGUUCCACUGCCACGGUCGGUGACUCACGGGAUGAUGAUGGCUCAGAAGAAGGGGAUUAUGGGGUUCUUCAAGGAGGCGGGGUACAAUCCGUCCAAGUGGUUUCCAAGCGGCGUUGCACUGACAGAACGGAGCACUGGGAAAACCAUGGGGUGGCACGGAGAUGUCAUUGCGGAGCUGAACAACAUCUCGCGCAAGGACCAGGAAGCUCUCGCGGUGACGUCACACGCUAACGCUGUCUUGGCUGAAAGGGCGGGGUACUUCAAAGACGAAGUUGUCCCGGUCACGGUUGAUAAAGGAGGCAGGAAAACCGAGGUGAUGCUCGACGACGUUCUGCAACGCGACACCGAUAAAAUGAAAGACAAGAUGCCGACGCUGAAGCCAACCUUUCGCAAAGACAAGGGAACAAUCACGGCUGCCACGUCAAGCACCUUGACAGACGGAGGUAGCGCGAUGCUUGUCAUGUCCGAGGAGAAAGCAAAGAAGCUCGGAUACCAGACUGACGUUUCUGUCAAGAGCUGCUACUUCUCCGGAAUAGACCCUUAUCCGCAGCUCCUCCUUGCCCCUGUUCUCGGGUGGGGCCCAGCGCUGAAGAGAGCGUGUCUGACACCGAAGGACAUAGAUCUCUACGAGAUUCAUGAGGCCUUCGCGGCUCAGGUGCUCGCAACGAUCAAGUGCCUACGGUCGCAGGAGUUCUUCAGCAGGUAUGCUAGCGGCUCCAAACCUGUUCUCAUGGAGGAUAUUGACCGAUCGAAGCUGAAUGUGAAUGGGGGAUCUCUGGCAUUGGGCCACCCGUUCGCUGCAACUGGUGGUCGGAUCGUGACUUCACUUGCCAACGAGCUGCGACGGUCCGGCAAGCGUCACGGGCUUGUGAGCAUUUGCGCUGCUGGGGGUCUCGGUGGUGUUGCCAUUCUAGAGCACACCCCAAGUGGGAGGAUUGCAAUCGACGUCUUCGCGGUACUUGUUUCUUUCCUUUGGUAUUGUCGAAGCCCAUACACGAGGCAUUGCAUUUCCCUUUCUCUCACUUUUCAUUCUACCGUCUUUUCGGUUGAAAGUGUAUCAGCAAGAAUGAUAUGA
Molecule: messenger RNA, 1464 nt
Organism: Leishmania braziliensis MHOM/BR/75/M2904
Lineage: Eukaryota; Euglenozoa; Kinetoplastea; Trypanosomatida; Trypanosomatidae
Product: thiolase protein-like protein
Exons: 1
Coding region: 1-1464 (487 amino acids)
Cellular component (GO): cytosol
Molecular function (GO): acyltransferase activity, transferring groups other than amino-acyl groups
Source: RefSeq, a predicted model, not a curated record